AGUAUGUGAAAACUCUUGAAUGAAGGAUACUCAAAACAAUGGUCCAUUUCGCCACAAAGAAAUCAUUUUCUUUGUAUGAUAUCAAAAUAUCUGGAAAGUUUCUGUAUAAAGCGAAUAACAACAAAAUGUAGAUGAAUGGUAUGACGUUUAGCCAAAUUGCACACUAUCGUAUGUUACCCAUUAAACUCACUACAGACACGAUCCUCGGUAAUUCGACGGUCACAUUUGCUGUUAAAGUAAUAAGUACUGGUAAGUUAAUGUUUACCCUAUACUUCUAUUUUGUACUAUGUGUAACAGUCGUUGCUAUACAUUGUAAUGCGUACUAUUGUCGUGCAAUAAAGUUCAUUCAUUUGCACCAGUUCCGUUUGUGUUUCUGAAGUCACAACCGGUUAACAAUUAGGUUUUGGCGUCUAUUUGUAUAUUUGCUUUUUGCACCAAUCGCCUAGACAAAACUGGUAGCAGUCUCAGACUUGUUGUGUUCUGUGAAAGUUUACCGUGACAUGUUUGCUUACUGCAAAGUCCACCGUCUCCAAGGCCACAUAUGACGACACACUACAGAUAGCUAUUUAUACACCUGCCGCCUGAGAACUUCACCGUCUGGCUAGUUAUAGAUAGUCUAUCCGCAUUUCAUGCCCGAAGACACCAGCCGUACAAGAUGUGGCUGUACCGCCUGUCCGUGCUGACCACGGUUCUGCAGUGGUCUGUUGUGACCGGAGAAGGCCGUACUGACCAGCUGACCAUGUCACUGUGCACGCUGUGGGAAGAUUGUUCCAGGGCAGUUGAAGUUGCUGUGCACGACGAAGAUGCGAGCUGGAGACUGCGGCCGUUUUGCCGGGACGUGGCCGACAUGUUGAGGGAACGUGGCGCUGAAAACUGCGAAUCCCCACUGUCUCUGGAUGAAGACGAACGAGCAGACGGCGAUGAGCGACCGGACCUUGUGAGGGGACAGCUGCCUCAGCACACAGACCUGGCGUUCUUAGGGCGCACAAAUUACCUUCAUGACUGUUCAGAGAUCCAUACGGCAAUGGCUCUGUUUGGCGAUGUGUCAAGUGGCGUACACGACAUUAAGCCUGUAGGUCUAAGCAAUCCUAUCUCUGUAUACUGUGAUCAGACCACGGAUGGGGGAGGGUGGACGGUCCUACAGAGGAGGUUUGACGGGUAUAUUGACUUUAACAGAGGUUAUUGGGCCUUUGUGCAUGGGUUUGGGCCAACCAACGGGGAGUAUUGGCUGGGGCUGGAGAACAUGCACUACUUGACCAAUCAAAACGCCUAUGAACUAUAUAUAGAGCUGGAAGACUGGGCCGAUACGGUAAAGUACGCCAGGUACUCCACUUUCUCAGUAGUGGGGAGUCACCCUUAUAAUCUGAACGUUGGUGGGUUCAACGGGACAGCUGGUGAUGGGUUCUACCUGUCUUACGGUCAAACAGAUGAUGCUUAUCUAAAUGGCCGGCCGUUUAGCGCUAGACAAAUAGACUUGGACUCCCGAGACGAUGCAUCCUGUGCUGGAGGAAUAAGUGGCGUGACAGGCGGGUGGUGGUACAAGGCCUGCUCUUGGUCUGCUCUCAAUGGUCCGUACCUGCGUCCUUCUGAUUAUACCGGCGGGAGUGGAGCGGGUAUCUAUUGGAACCCUUUUGGCGGCUCGUACAGAAAGUAUUUGAAAAAGUCCAAAAUGAUGGUUCGUCCAAUCGACUUCCAACCAUAGGUUGUUGUUGAAAAUAAAUGAGUGGAAUUUGCCAAAUAUUGUGAAUGAUCUGCUGAGUGAACCGGCCAACCCUUCGGUUUUCAAAUUACUCAAGCCAUUUAGCCACAUUCAAUUUUCUCGGCUCCCCAAUGGGGAUUUUAGCUUUUAGCAUGCUACCGUGUUACUCGUAACGUGUAACUGGCUGUAAACCUGCAAUAGGUCAAUAAAAUCUACUGAGAAUCUAACUAUCUUUGUGUUGCAUAACGAGUGUGACUAUCAUAACAAGCUAAGACCGGGGGCCUUAAGGCACCAGGUCAAAUAUGCAGGGUGAGAGGUAAGA
Messenger RNA from Branchiostoma floridae (Florida lancelet), 2021 nucleotides. RefSeq names its product fibrinogen-like protein A. The record is from RefSeq and is a predicted model, not a curated record. The transcript has 3 exons. NCBI's taxonomy places the organism in Eukaryota, Metazoa, Chordata, Leptocardii, Amphioxiformes, Branchiostomatidae. Bases 656 to 1702 code for a protein of 348 amino acids.